AUGGACAACACGUCGGGAAAUGUUCAAAUUUUCACUAGGCCUAGAGACUGGGAAUCGUGGGAAACAGACAUACGUUUCCGGGCGAAUGUCUACAACCUGUGGAAAUAUCUUGAUCCAAGUGUGCAGGAACCAGAACCGUUUGAACCACCAAAACUUGAGGAUUACCUUCCCAGCAACAACGAUUCUAUUUCUCGUGAAGAUACAAAGUUUGCAAUUGACUUUCAUUCUGACCGUAUGGAAUUUUAUUGGAAACAAAAGAAGGCAAUGUGGGAAAUACUCCAGGUCAUUCGGGAAACAGUAGCUCCUUCACUUCAAUACCUGAUAAAAAGAAAGUAUACAGCUAGAGAAUGUCUAGUUGUAUUGAAAAAGCAUGUUUCCCAACAUCAUGCUCAAAUUGUCAAUGAAAUUGAUCAAGACUUGCAAAAGCUGUAUAAGGGGCCGCAACAUAAACCGAUCACUCAAUUCCUCCUUGAAUACCAAGGGACUUUGCAGGAGGCGGUUUCCUAUGGGCUAACGGAACAUACUCGCGAGCCGCUUGCCUCCAAGAUGUUUUUGAAGAGUUUACCGCGCAGAUAUAGCACCUUUUCCCAUUGCGCACUUCUGGACCUUCUAGUGGAGGAAGUGUUAGGGAAGAAGAGAGAGGUUAACAAGGAUGUAUUCUUCCAUAUCAAUCUUUUUUGGUGUUUUUUGAGAGAAUUGUACCCUGGUUGCUUGUAG
Ophidiomyces ophidiicola is the source of this 717-nucleotide messenger RNA. RefSeq lists its product as uncharacterized. The record is from RefSeq and is a predicted model, not a curated record. The transcript has a single exon. The coding region runs from base 1 to 717 and encodes 238 amino acids. Lineage: Eukaryota; Fungi; Ascomycota; Eurotiomycetes; Onygenales; Onygenaceae.